AUUUAUAUUCAAAUGAUCGAAACAUCGAACUGCAUUGCAUACGUUCGUUGUAAUCAUUUCUGAGAAGAUAUUGCCGGUCGGCAAUAAAUGCCCACGGUAUUCAAAGGGCCAAAGAAGUGCGUGCAGUUUUUGCGAAAUAUUUGAAAUUCCAAAUUUCCCGCGCCGAGUGCGCGGAGGGUAGUGCUCAGUGGCGACAGUCCCGCCGCUCGCGAACUAUUCCAGAACCUGUUUACGGCUGAGCAUUCAAACACCGGAAAGAGGUAUGGUAUGAGCGGGUCCGACGGCUUCGUCGUGGGUGGCCUACGAGCGAACGUAACGUGUGUGUGGUCCGAGCGUUCGUAUGCUGGAUGCGGCUGUUGCGGGCGUAGAAGAUGCAAGACGCUUUGUUCGAACGGACCGGAGAGCUUUCUCCGUGGCAGAAUAUAAUCGGCGUUUGGUCUUGAACAAAGGGCCCAAAGAUGACACUUCUGGUGAUCUGUUGCUUGUUCAUGUUUCACCGAGUGUCGUCGGAAUUGACGCAUGGUUACGCUGGAAAUUCCAACGGUGAAAACACGACAUGGAACAGUCUGGAAUUAAGUCCCAGACACAGGAUCAAGGACUCCAGUUUCCUGCUGGACAGAUAUCCUAUAAGAGAGUUGCCAUCUGAUCCCUUGAACUGCAGAAGACCUGCAAAAUGUGUGGAAUUAGAGAAGAACACAUGUAUGGGUACAAGAUUACCAUAUACCAGAACCACUUUGGAAUUGAUACCCGAGGACAUGACCCAGGAUAUGAUAGAGGAAAGAUUGCAAGUGUUACAAGCAUUAAGGCAUAUACCAAAGUGUUGGGCAGUUGUUCAGCCUCUGUUGUGCUCAAUAUUUAUGCCAAAAUGUACCAAUGAUACGGUAGACUUGCCCUCUCAAGAGAUGUGCAAGAUAGUUUCUGGUCCCUGCAGAAUUGUAUUUAACCAAACAAUCUGGCCAAGUUUCAUCAAAUGUGAUAACACAGAACUGUUCCCAAGAUUAUGCAAAAAUGAUAUUAGAGAGCUAAAGUUUAACAUUUCGGGCAAAUGUUUGAAGCCUCUGGUCCCGACUGAUAAUGCACUCGCCAUUUUUGAAGGAGUUGAAAGUUGUGGAACACAAUGUAAUGACCCCUUGUUUACACCCGAUGAGCACAAGCAGAUACAUUCUUUCAUUGCUUGGGCUGCAGGGAUAUGUGGUUCUUUCAACCUGUUCACAGUUAUAACGUUUUUGAUUGAUUGGAGGAGUGCAAACAAGUAUCCUGCCUUAGUUAUAUUCUAUAUAAAUUGUUGUUUUAUGAUAUCCUGUGUUGGUUGGCUCGCUCAAUUUAUGAAUGCGAGCAGAGAAGUGAUAGUAUGCCGGAAAGAUGGAACAUUGAGAAUGAGUGAGCCCAGUGGGGAAAACUUACUAUGUGUUGUAGUAUUUGUCUUGGUCUAUUAUUCUCUUAUGGCAGCUAUGGUAUGGUUUGUGAUUCUGACAUAUGCUUGGCACAUGAGUUUCCAAGCACUAGGCAAAAUUCAAGAUAGGAUCGACAAGAAGGGCGCAUAUUUUCAUUUAAUAGCUUGGUGUUUGCCACUCGUAUUAACUGUAACUAUCAUGGCAUUAGGAGAAAUAGAUGGAAACAGCGUAACUGGUAUAUGUUUCGUCGGUUACGCUAACCACACGAUUAGAGCCUGGUUUCUACUUGGUCCUGUGCUAAUAGUUUUAUUAGCUGGAGGAUAUUUCUUAUCGAGAGGACUGAUUACUUUGAUACGAUUGAAGAUAACCAGCCAAGAAAUCAUAUCCGAAAGGGCAAGCGCUAAAAUACGUGAGACCAUCGUGCGUAUGGGUCUGUUUUCAAUUUUCACAUUCGCUGCAGUCGUGGUAACAUUUUAUUGUCACAUUUACGAGUUCCAACAUUCGUGGCAGUGGCGUCAAAGCUUUAGAAACUAUAUGAUAUGUGCAAUAACGACGAAAUACUUAGACAUUUCUGAAUGCAAAAUGGAGAUCCGUCCGAGUGCAGCUAAAAUGCAGCUGCACUUACUCUUACCAUUUUUCUCUGGUAUUCUUAUGUCUUCGUGGGUCUGGACGAGUUCAACCGUGGACACGUGGACCAGAUUUCUCAGACGAACUUUCAAUUGUGAGACUGAAGAGCCGAUCAGACUGAAGAAACACAAGAUAAUCGCACAAGCCUUCGCGAAAAGGAAAACUUUCAACAAUGCCGGUCGCUUGUCCAUCAGCUUCCAUAAUACUCACGAGGACCCGGUCGGCCUGAAUUUCGAUCUGAACUCCGUAGCUUCUCAAGACUUUAGCUCGACAUGGGCUGCUGCUUUACCGAAAUUAGUUACACGUAGAUGCGCCCUAGUCGAUGGAAAAGGCUCGGUGUCCAGUAAUCGCAGGAACUCUGUAGAUUCUGAGAUCAGUUUCAGCGUACGCCGCGUCUCUGUGGAAUCUAGAAGAAACUCCUUGGAUUCGCAGAUAUCCGUGCAAAUAGCAGAACUGAAGACAACGCGCAAAGUUGCUAGUACUUCUCGAGGACGACGAGGGAAGCGCCGCCGAGACUUCAGGAAAUCGAGAUCUGGCAAAGUGGGCCCACUGUUUAGAAGAGGGAGUACCACGUCGCAAGAGAGUCAACUUGGCGCGCAAAUAUUAUCAGCUUUGACCAUAGGCGGUGACUCGAGAGUACCUGCGAUUCAAGUGCCAAACAUGAAGAGACGUUCGGCGAUAACCGGCCUGGAUGAAAGGGCGCUGAACCCUAAACUAUUCGACGGAAAGAACGUGAACACGCUGCUGCCAUUCUUAUUCCCAGGACAUAGCAACAGCGAAGAGAUCAGCAGCGAGAAGCAACAUCAAGGUGUCAUAGGAAAGGACAUGGACAUCGAAGGAGGCAACAUUGAGAAAGAUGAUCAGGAAGAUCAAGAUAGCGAGACUGACGAUAGUCAGGCGGAAGAGGAGACGAAGAUGUUGGAGCCCGAGGAGCCACACGAACGUAGCAAAAGUAAAACUAGCAAUAAAAGUUCAAAGAGCUACGAAAGUAUUAGAAGAAGCAGGGAAGGUCGCAGGAGUAAAUAUUUUCUUCAAGAUGAGACCAUUUUGAAACACCUGUUUCAAGAAUCCAAUGACAUUAAAUUGAAGAAUGAAAGUGAUAUAAUAGAGGCGUAUAAGAAGGCAGGAAUGGGAAACCUGGCAUCCAGCUUAAACUCAUGUUGUCCCGAGUUGACAAGACUCAAGCCGGAUGUUCAGACUGCCAAUGCUCGGGAAAUGGCAACGCAAACGUCGCUUCCGUUAGAUAUCUUAGAAAUGGAGGAGCUGAAACAAAGCAUAGACGAGAUCAUUAACAGUCGGCAUUGCAGCUCAAAGGGAACGCAGAUCUCACCGCAAUUAGGAAAGAGCAAAAACAUUGCUGUAUAACCGACUUGUUUGAUGUAGUUUAAGGAAGUGACUGCAACUAAGUGGUUGUAUAAACUGUUCCUCUAUUCGAUUAGUAGACUUCUCUGUUAACAUUUUUUUUUACUUAUUUUUACCUGUGGUUACAAUGUUUCCUGGAAAACAAAUCGAAGUUGUACGAUAAUUUAAAUCAGUGCCAAAAUCUCAUGAUAUUCAUAGUAUUAAUUGUUGUUCGCGACUGUAUAUUUAAAAGUGCAAUAGGUAUAAUUUCACUGUGUAAAUAACUCCGACGCAAUGGCACAUUAUUGUUACUUUUAUACGUUUUAUUACCGACAAAUAAGAUCUCGACCUAGUAAUAAAAUAAUGCAGAACUUACGACACCGGAAGUAUAACGUAUCACAACUUUCUUUUCGUUUUUUUUUUUUUUUACACUGAACGAUAUCAAUCUAGCUUUAAUAUUGCUCUGUACAUUACAGUAUUUUACAAUGUGUACAUCCUACAGUACUUAGAUUAUAUACAAAUAUUUUUUACGAA
Messenger RNA from Megalopta genalis, 3896 nucleotides. RefSeq names its product smoothened, frizzled class receptor (gene smo). Gene Ontology annotation, biological process: pattern specification process; central nervous system development; commissural neuron axon guidance. Gene Ontology annotation, cellular component: cilium; plasma membrane; dendrite. Gene Ontology annotation, molecular function: transmembrane signaling receptor activity; patched binding. The record is from RefSeq and is a predicted model, not a curated record. Lineage: Eukaryota; Metazoa; Arthropoda; Insecta; Hymenoptera; Halictidae.